Symbiodinium necroappetens is the source of this 5718-nucleotide messenger RNA. The record is from the annotation of a GenBank genome assembly. NCBI's taxonomy places the organism in Eukaryota, Dinophyceae, Suessiales, Symbiodiniaceae.
AUGGAUCAAGAAGACCAUGAGCCUGACGAGGAGGACGAUGCGAACUCCGUUUCUGUGGCCAGCUUGACGGAAGAUGAAGCCCUGCAGCAGUGUGAAGUGGCAGCUGCCCUUCGAGAGUAUCGCGGCAUCUUGACGCGCAAGAUGCUCAAGAAGGCAAGAGAUGCAGACGAGCCCAUCGCUCUGAGGGCGAAAACCGAGGAGUCCCUUGAAGAGUUGCGACGUUGCGAAGAGACCGGUGCCUGCGUCGGCCAGGAGGCGCAGGCCGGAGCACAGCAGACAGGGCCGAGUCGGCGCCGCUUCUAUGCGAGCCUUGGCUCCGCUUUGGCGGCAAGGAUGACUUCGGACAAGCUGGGAAACGAGAAGGCCUUGGAUGGCUCCUGGAUCGACAAGCUGCAGGAGCUGUUGGAUGACACGGCUGAUGCCUACGGGGCCCGAACCGAGUGGCAAGCUGAAGUGCAUGCGGCAGAGCAGAAGGAGCUGAGAGAUCAGAUAGGAGGCUACUUGGGCAACUUCUUCCAGGUAGGUAGCGAUAGCAUAGACGCCGUGACUGGGCAUUUGGUGCAAGUCUGGCGCUCUUUGAACACUCCAAUGGAAGCAUCUGGGGCUCUUGAACCGCGAGAUGCGGCACCAGACAUGGACGGCGCGAUGCGCGAGGUGUUGCAAUCGCUAAAGGAAGCGCGAGACAUUGGGAGCUCUCGUGCCGACAAGAUGUCCCACCAGUGGUUUGCCUACUUGACGAAGGAGGUGUUCAAGGUGGAGCAGUUUGGGGAGCACCAGCGGAUCCAGAGCUUAGAGUCUCGUCUUCGGCUGCAUCACGCCUAUGAGGACCUGACCGACCGCUGGGACCGGAUGGACAGCUUGAAUGUGGGCCUCGAAGAGGCCGUCAACAACAAGGCGAUCCUGAGCCAGGCUGUGGAGCACGCCGAGAGUUUGCUGAAUCAGCAGGUCGAGGCAGACUUCCACAAGACUUUCCAGAAGGAAACAAAGCAGUUGCUCCUACAGGCCGCAAAGGCUCGUGCAGACUUGGUGGGCCAGGUCGAGAACGUGGUGAGACACCGCGGAGUGCUGCGCUCCGAGCUCCUGAUGCACCUCGGGGAGUUCAGCGACAAACUCAAAGCCUGGCAUGUGAGAUCAAGCAAGAAAUUCCAGGAGGGCAUCCUUGAGUUGAAAUCUGCCAGGCGUCAGGCAGAGAGCCGAAAGAAGACUGCGGACAGCGCUCUGCAAACGAUCAAGGCUCAAGUGCAGAGCAUUCAGUCCGAGCUCAGUCAAAUGCUGACUCCAUACACCGGCAGUCAGAUGGAUAUAGAAGUGGACUUCAGCACCUUCGAAAUCACAUCCUGUCCAGCCAAAGAUGUCAUGGUGUCCCGCAUCUUGCAAACCGUUGCUGACCGAGAAGACGCUAUCGUGCCCAGCAUGGUCUUGUCUGCGGUGAAGGAUCUCGUGAACCGGAGUCCCAUCGAGCGGCUUCAGAAAUCCACUGCAGCACUGGUACCUGAGCACUCCCUCUGGCAGGACAGGGCACGUGUUCGGGAAGUGCUCAACUUCGCUGGCGUCCAGGCACAGCUGCGGCACAGGGCUGCGGCUACGUCAGACAUCGCCCGCUUUCUGGUGCAGAACAAGGGCUUGAUGUUGCUGCGUGGCCCGGAUACCCGUCUCUUUUUAUGGGACCGGCCUUUCUUGGAAGAGAUCAUCAAAGACCUCCGUUCAAUUACCUCGGAACGUACCUUCGGGUACACUGCAACAGCAUCGGCAAAGCUGCUGAAGAAGGCUGAAAAUUUGCUCAAGGUCCUUUCGGCUGCUAAUUGCCGUGGGAAUGAUUUUCGCCGUGGCUGCGUGGGCGCCGAGGCUGAGCAAGUGGAGCAAAUUAUGCAGGUUGCAAGCUUCUGGCUGCUUUGUACAGCUUACGCAGCCUCCAGCUGCGAAAGCAAGCGCUCGGCGCAGCGAUGGAAGUGCACCCUGGUCCGGGCCAUCGAGGCAGCUUUACGAGCCGUGGAUGGAAGCUUGAACGUCUUGGCGGAGCAGGCUAAGAAGCUGGCGCAAGAUGGUAGCACGAUUUCGUCGGGCUACAGCCACGCUCUGGAGCAGCUGCUGGAGGUCACCCAGCAGUUGGCGACGAAUCGAAGGAUUGAUUCCUGGACAUCAAAGGGUGUUGCACAAGAAAAGAUCGAUGCUGCUGGCACUGAGACCAAUGCCGAAGGCAAGAGCGUGGAGAUCGACCUCUUCCCCGAUUUGCCAGCCCUGCUUGCAGCGGGGCCACAAGCAAAGCAGAGUCACGGGAGCCCCUGCAUGGAUGCAGGGCAGAUGGCCCUGCAUACAUUGAAGCACCAGCAGGCGAUGCUGAAGAUGCAUUUCAAGCUCCGCAAGUGGUUGCAUUGUGCCCUGCUGCCAAAUAUGUCUGAGAGAGACUUCGAGAAGACACAAGAGGCCGUGGAGGCCUCGCAGGCAUAUCUUCAAGGCCAGCUGCCGGCAGAUGAGGCGGACUCCGUCAGCUCAAGAUCUUCCGAAAGCCAAGAGUCGGCUCCUCUCUCCAGCCCACGGACUCAAAGGUCAAGCACUUUGGGUGCCGUCAGCCCCCUUCAGUCCAUGACACCCGGCACAGAACAAGUGGAUGACGAUCACCGGGGAUCGACGAACGAUCUCUUGCGGCAGCGUAGCGUUUCGGACAUGCUGCAUGACAGGCGCUUCGAUGCAAACUUGUCCCAGCGAAUGUCUGAACGCUUUGCUGCCAAUGCCGAAAGUUACAAGGAGGCGCUGUAUGAGAGCUCUCACGGCACAGAUGAGGCUGAGGAGAUCUUGCCCUACGAGGUUUUGCAGAAGCGCUCCCAGGCUACAUUUCUGAGAUGGGCCUCGGCACCGAAAGCCGCUGCAAAGCCAAGCGGGCCAAGAGCCAAAGCAAGGGGAGGGAUCAAGCAUGGCUCCAACUGGGCGAUGAAGGCCAGGGAUGCGACCAAGGAGGCAUCCACCACCUCUCCCUCUCCAAAGUCGGGUCUCGCGAAGCUGUCGCCGAGGGUCUACAGAGAUCUGGCCGGCCGGCAAGUGGCACAAACUUCCUCACGGCCAACAAGUGGAGUAAGUGGCGCAAGCAUGCCCAGCAGGCUUGGAGGAAAUGAGGCCGACGCCGGCGUGGCAAGCGACUCGGAUGCUGCCACUUCGCCAUACACCGGCCAGAAUUCCAGCCCCGAGUUGACCCCGCGACGACGGCGCCUGGUCACAGACCAGCCAGAUCUGGACAUUCUGGAGAAGAAAGAGGCUGAAGAGCUGCAGACGGUGGCAGGUGAGGUCCUUGAUCGGCAAGAGCACCACGUCCGUCACUCCUUGCGGCAUAAGCCCAGACUGGUUCAGGAAUCUGUGGAUGCCUCGUCCUUGGUGCUGGCAACAAGUAGCACAGCGCGUGGCAGAACUCAUCAGCAUCCACAGCCUGGCAAGCCCAGAUCCCAGAGCCCCAAAAGCACCAGCCCUCCACCCGUGCCUUCGCACUCUGUGCUGCCGGAUUUGCGCCCGCCACUGCCGGAUUUGCGCCCGGGCACAAUGCAGACUGGAUUGCAUGUGGUGGCUGCAGAGGUGGACAAUUCGGCAGGCGAUGAGCCCAAUCUGCAGUCUGCCCCUUUCACUCUAGACCAAGUUGGUGAGCACGAAAAUGUCGAUCCCACGACAGCGCCGCCUACGGACUUCACGGAGCAGUUCAACAUGCAUGCAGUGAUGCGAGCAUUCUCGACGAAGCGCCAGUCAACGGAAGACGAUCUAGAGGAUGACGUGGAUGGCAGAUCGGAUGACACGGAGGAGGCUGUGGCAAGGUUCCUUCCUGAGAGGGUCCGGAGUGACGCCAUUGCCAUGGACAGUCCCGAAAGAGUGGAGGAACCUCCAGUUGAAGCGGAGGCUGGGCCUGGUGUUUGUGAAGGCGACAGAUCGGCAGACGAGUCGGAGGCUCUGGAUCUGGAAGAUGAGAUCGCAGAGAUGGAGACCUCCACAGCCGGAGCACUCCACUCUGGUCGAAUGCAUCACGCCAGUUUGGAGAACAUGGAAGCGGAAAGCAUCGACCCUGGAAUCGACCCUCAGCCGGAGCUGCUCCACAGCCAGUCGGGCUCCUACGCCAAUGCACCCCCACCCUUGGGGAGGUCGCGGCCCCGGUUGUCGGAGAAGGCUCCACGACAUGGUCGUGCCUUCCCACCAGGCUGUGCGGAAGCUGACAGAGCUCUGACGGGUCCACCGGGCACUGCACGUCGACUUCAACUCCACAGCAGGCCAGCGUCUGCGUCGAAGCCUCGGCCUGCCCGGCCCGAAGCCGUGGCCGAAGCGACGGAACGUGGCUGGCUGCCUUGGCCAGAGUCUCUCGCAUCCAGGUUUCUUCCUGACUCUGAGAAGAAAGGCGAGCUGACAUCUGCGUCUGCGGACGAGACAGCAUACUUGGCGCCCGUUCAUGUCGCUGUCAAGAGUGUCAGCAAGCCUAUGAUCGUGAAGUUGCACCUGGAGCUCCGACCUCCGUCAGCGGACUUCCAGCAGCCCGGGAAGCGUCAGCAGCCCCAGAGGCUGCCACAGCAUCCGAUGCAAAGACAAAGAUCCGGGGAAGGGAAGGAAGUGCUUCAAAAGGCUAUCGAGGCUCCAGAGGAACCUGCUGAAGCUCUCCCUGUCCGAAUCGUGAAGCCCUGCAUAUUUAACAGGGCUUCCACACCGGAAAUCGGUCGGCUGAUCAGUGAUGGGGCCGGAUCCGAGCCGCAAGUACUUCCCUAUUCAGACUCUUCUUGUACUGAAGAGGUUUCCAUACACGAAAGCCUCCACGACCAAGCGAGUGAAACCGCUCAAAACGUGCUGCAGAACGGGUCGCCGGCUCAGUCGAGAUGUGAGGUCGGCCCAGUCCGGAAAGGGCUGCCCAUGACGAGACGCGGGGUUGCGCAGCUGCUGAAGCAGCACGAAGUUGCCCCAGACGAGCUGUCACUCUGUGGCGCAGCUGUGAAGCCCAGCAAGAUACAACGUCGUCCAGCAACGGCUUCCUCGAGAGAAGUUCAGAUCCAUCACAUCCAUUCAGAGCCGAGCCCACAGGCGCAGGAACCGGCCACGAGGAUACACGUCAAGAGCCCCAUCUCGGCCGAGCUGCUUUCAAGCGCAUUGGAAGGUGCGUGCCCGCGGCGAUCAUCUUCCAGUUCCCCGAAGAAUGUAACCACGCUUAGGCAUUCUGUCAGCGCAGUUAAGCACGACCCGGUCGAGGAGUUUGCAUACGAUGAAGGCGUGCCGGUCGCACGAGAAGAUUCGCUUGCGCUCUGUGACUCGCCUUCGACGACUCCUUUGGAAUUCACGCCGACAUUUGACGUACCGAGGCGUACGAGGACGAUGACAAAGGACUAUUCUCCGGGAGCAGACGCGGAAGGAGUGUCCUUCCACUUGGACUUGACUCUUGGCACUGACGCGGACACUUCGAACUUGAAUUCGAGAGUUGUGACCGUGACGGACUCCAUUGAAACAGCGAGUUUCAGAUCGCCGACAGUGUCACAGAAGGUUCCGGGGAUGCUUGCGCGAUCUCAAUAUGCGCCGAUGUUGUCGAUCCAAACCGUCAGCAUCUCCGAUCACGUAAAUCGUUCCAAGCCUGCAGAGGAAAUCACUACAGCAGUGCCUCAGCAAAGUCACGGAAAUGACAGCCAUCCAAGACCAGCUCCAAAUGCCGCGGUUGGACGGAACGUCCACACUGCAGACCGACGUCAGUGGGAGGGCACCUUGACUGCUUGA